This is a messenger RNA of Neocloeon triangulifer, 929 nucleotides long. RefSeq names its product COX assembly mitochondrial protein homolog. The record is from RefSeq and is a predicted model, not a curated record. Gene Ontology annotation, cellular component: mitochondrion. The transcript is spliced from 3 exons. Lineage: Eukaryota; Metazoa; Arthropoda; Insecta; Ephemeroptera; Baetidae. Bases 105 to 485 code for a protein of 126 amino acids.
UAACUUUCAUUCUGGUUUCUUCCAUUCAUCUGGGAAGCCGCAACGAAAGACAACAAAAACAAGUUACAAUUACACAACAUCGCAAAUUAUCCUUGCAAUACACGAUGAGUCCGAUUAUACCGAACGAAAAUCUAGAUAAAUUCAAGAGAACAGAAUCUGGUAAAGGGCCCCACGGAUUAGGAGAUCCUGACGAUUUAUCCUUAAGAAAAGUUGAGCAGCAAGUCCUCAUUCCCAAAAUUAUGAGAGAGCGAGCCAAAACCGAGAAGUGCGUUGCUGAAGUCAAAGCAUUUACGGAGUGCUGCAGUAAUUCGAGCCUGGCAAUGGUUUUCUCCUGUAGGAAAGAAAAUACAGCUCUUCGUAGCUGUAUGGAGAGGUGGUAUGCAGACGAAGAGUUCAAGCAACAAUGUACAAAAAUAUUUCUCGAUGAACGAAGUGAAUUCCGUCGAACGGGUUUAGAAAAAAAGUAUAGAACACAGAAAAUGUAAGCGAGCACGUUCAAAAGUGUUAGAGUAAUAUUUGUUGAGAAAUAACGCCUUUCAGUUGUUGAUUUGUAUAUUGCUUAAUGCAUUAUAAUGUAUUGUUAAAUAAAAGCCUUUGCCCUCUUAUAGAGUAAAAUGCAGUGCAUUUAUCAAUCGGAGUCAUCUGCACUUGACAAUUCAUCUUGCUUGGAAUGGGCGCCUGACCCUGGUUUCAGUGCCGCUCUCUUAAAAAGUCUUGUUGAAAUACUUACCCCUGAGAACCAGUCUAAUGUUUCAAUUGAAAACUCGUCGGCCCACGAAACUCUGCAAAUCACAAUUUCCUUUAAAAAAAAUUGUAAUUUUUUUACUUAUAGUUCAAUAAAAAAUUACUUUGCUUGUAGCCUCAGCAACUCUAUUUAAAGUGAGCAAUCUUUGCCACGAAAGCUUCUCAACGUCGCUUUCGACCAGGAC